Molecule: messenger RNA, 1350 nt
Organism: Cavenderia fasciculata
Lineage: Eukaryota; Evosea; Eumycetozoa; Acytosteliales; Cavenderiaceae
Product: heat shock protein Hsp20 domain-containing protein
Exons: 2
Coding region: 1-1350 (449 amino acids)
Biological process (GO): response to hydrogen peroxide; response to heat; response to salt stress
Source: RefSeq, a predicted model, not a curated record
AUGAUGAAUUCAUGGUUUAUGCACCCUUUAGAAGAACUUUCAAGCCUCAAGCACUCAAUUGACGAGACGUUUAGAAACUGGUCUGGCAACAUGACCUCCAACUCGAGCCAACCAAUGGACUGGGGAUGGAAGCCAAGAAUGGACGUUAGCGAAAGCCGCAACUGCUACAAGGUUGUCCUCGAGCUUCCAGGUUUCCAAAAGGAGGAUUUGGACGUUCAAGUCAACGGUCGUUUCCUCUCCAUCAAGGGUUCCAAGUACACUGAAUCCAAGGAAGGUGAUUGGAGAUUCCAUCGUCGUGAAAGAUAUUCUGGUGGUGAAUUCCAUCGUGCUGUUGCUCUUCCAGAAGGAAUUGAUGGAUCAUCCAUUCAAGCAAAAUUCCAAGGAGGUAUUUUGACAUUGACCAUUCCAAAGCAUGGUGGUAACAAUGCUCAACACGUUUCAUUGUUGGGUAGUGAGGAACAUGCCUCGAGACGUGGUGUCAUUGAAGCCGAGGAACGUGAACGUAGACGUAGAAUGGAGGAGCAAGACCCCAUGCUCUCGAGAAACCACUGGAUUGCCAGCCGCAUGGGCACCGUCAUCGACGAGGAACGUGAACGUUACAGAAGAAUGCACCAAUUCGACGAGUUCUACGAGAAGCAGUCCAACACCAACCGUCGUGUCACCAUCCAACUCGAGAACAACGAGCGUCAACGUCGUAUCCACGACCACCGUGGUGAAGCCGAGAAGAAGAAGAACGCCAUGCGUGUCAGCAAGAUGAUCAAGACUUGCGGCACAACCAACCCACGUUCACUCCUUGGCAAGACCAACAUGCGUAGCAGAUCUCAACACACUCACAAGCACUCUCACUCUGGUAGAAAGCAACAACAACAAAACCUUGGAUUCACUGGAAAGACCAACUUUGGUAACAAGAGUGCCUACAGUGAAAUGUUGCCAUCCAACUUUGGAUGUUACAACAAGCAAGCCUGGAAGCAAUGCAAUGACCUCGAAAACAAGGAACGUUCCGAGCGUAUCAGAGACAUUUCUCGUCAAAACUGUUGCAAGGCCAAUGCCAAGCGUGUCAGCAACAUGAUCAAGCAAGGCAGCACUCGUAUCCAUCUCAACCACAUUCCAUCAUCUUCAACAUCCAAGAAGGUGUCUAUCUCCUCCUCCUCCUCCAACAACAACAACAAGAGUACCAUGUACUACACCAAGCCAGCUCCAUCCUACUUUAACAACAACAAGACUGGUCAUUUCCUCAACAACCUCGAGGAAAAGGAACGUCAACGUAGACUCAACGACAAGAGAGGUCAAAUGGAAGCCAAAAAGAAUGCUGCCAAGAUUGCCAACAUGAUUGGUAAUGCCAGUUUCUAA